Betta splendens (Siamese fighting fish) is the source of this 4118-nucleotide messenger RNA. Its product is annotated as coiled-coil domain-containing protein 171-like. Lineage: Eukaryota; Metazoa; Chordata; Actinopteri; Anabantiformes; Osphronemidae. The transcript is spliced from 24 exons. Bases 167 to 3988 code for a protein of 1273 amino acids. The record is from RefSeq and is a predicted model, not a curated record.
ACUGCCCCCUGGUGUAGCUACCUUGGUGUGCGGAUUGGCUGCUCCUCCAGCCAAUCGGGACGUGGGAACGAAAUGACGUACAGACGCUCAGCUAAAGAUGGCGUCAGAUUCAAACGGCUCCGGAAUAAAUGUUAAAGCUUCAUAAACUCGGCUCAGCUGUGCAGACAUGCAGGUGGAGCGGAGGAGGGAGCAGUCAGGCCGGGGAAGGCGCACCGAGAGCCGGCAGGGUUCUCAUACUGAAGCUGCCAGGAAACCAGAGCAGUUGAAAGACCUAAUCACCACCACGGAACAGAAGGAAAAGCAGACAAGAGAUGGAGCAGGAAUGAUGGAAAUAAAAGAAAAGGGUGAUAUGGAGCAUGGGAGAGAACGACUAACACUCAAAGGCAGUGGAGAUGGAGGGAGAAGGAGAGAGAGAGAGCAGGACGGCACGGGGAAGAGGGCAUCAUUAGAAGGACGGGACAGGAGCAAAGAGCCGGAGGGUCUGAGGAGGAGAGUGAACCAGCUGGAGAAAGAAAAACUGGAGCAGACAUCCAGACACAACCAGGAGCUGAGCAGGCUGGAGGCAGAGAUGACCCGGCUCAGGUCCUCAGUGGAGCGAGGUGAAGCUCAGAGGGUGGAGCUUCAGUACCAGCUGAGUGUGAGCCAGAGAGAUGCCGACCGAGCUGCUGAGCUCAGCAGAGACAAACAGGAACUUACAGAACGAGCAGCAGAGCUGCAGCAGACAGUGCAGGAGUUGCACAGAGCUCUGGACAUCACCCGUCAGGCCAGAGAUGAGGACCAGCAUGCUCUGCAACAGGAAGUUGAAGAGCACGACAGACUGAUUCAAAGCUUUGGCUCAGAGAACCAGCGACUGCAGCGGCUACUGCAGGAUCAAGAGGAGGCUCUGGAGGAGUUGGAGAGGAGGAUAGCAGAUGUGCAUAAGGAAAAAGAGAGGGAGGCCGACGUGAACAGAAGACAAGCUGACAAACUGAAAUAUCUGUCAGAGAGGGAGGAGAGGAGCAGGAGAGAAAAGGAGCUUUUAGAUCAGAGGGUGAAGUCUCUCGAAUCAAGCAUGGAGGCAGAGCGAGCGGCUCAUCUGGAAUCUAAGUUCACCUCCGAGCUCCUUCAGCUGCGGGUUCGGGACCUGGAGGCAGUGGUGGUGGUGGAGCGCUCCAACCAGCAGGAGGCGCUCUCCAACCUGGAGCUGCUGAGAGCUAAGUUCAGAGAGGUGGAGCGGACCUGUGUUCUGGAGAAAGAGCGGAGCGACAGCACUGAGCGCGCUCUGGAGCGUUUGCAGACAGAGCACGAGCGCAGUCAAUGUGAACAGAAUGUUGCCAUGGAGACGGAGAGGAAGACGACCUCUGACCUCACUGAGCGGCUGCAGGCGGAGCAGAGGCAGCUCGCCAACACGCACGCUCUCCUGGAGCAGGCGGUGAAGAGGCAGACGGACACAGAAGAGGCGUUCAUGGACUGUCUGGAACAGAUCAGACGGACUCUCCAGCAGCACAGAGACACAGGCAGUGGCAGUGCAGCAAAGGAUGAUGGGAGCCGGAGUCCUGCUGCUGAAGUCCUGCGCCUCCUGGAGACGACACUCUGCAGAAACCAGCACAAACUGGAGGAGGCACAAAAGCAGGUCCAGGAUCUGCUGCUGGCUUCAGAGAGGCUGCAUGAGGACAACCAGCGUCUGCGACAGUCGGGCUCAGAUCAGAGCAGGCAGAUCCAGGAGUCACAGCAAGUCUCUGCCAAACUGAAGGAGGAGCUGACGCAGCUUGGCCACAAGGCUUCUGAUUGGUCCACACAGGUCCAUGAGCUGCUGAAAGAGAGAGGAGAGUGGGAGCGAGAGAGGGAGGAACGGGAGCAGGAGAAGGAAAGAGAGAGAGAGGACAGAGCAGCAGAGGUCCAGGAGAUACGUGAUCAGAACAAAAAGGAGGAGAAGGUCCGACUGUCCUUCCUCUACCGUCUGUACCAGCGCCUGCUGGCCGGCUGUGUCCUCCUCGAUCAGCCCCAGAGCAUUGUGGGUGAUUUCACCUGGGAGGAGCUGUGUGAUGUCAUCAGUGAACAGGUUAAUCAGCUGACCUCUGACCUCCAGGAGGCCAAUGACAAGAUCAGCCGCCUGCAGCGUGUGUGUGAGAAGCAGCGUGUGUGUGUGCGAGAGCUGCAGCGCCGUCAGGAGGCUGUGAGUCGCCUGGAGGAGAGCGUGAGGAGGAGGGAGGAGGAGGCCACACACACAGUGACACAGCUGCAGAAGGAGCUGCAGGUGUGUCGUUCCCAGUGCGCCUCCCUCCAGGAUCGCGCCUCCUCUCUGGACCUCCGCUGCUCCUCUCUGACCUCUGACCUCUCUCGGGGCCGCAGGGAGUCGGCCUGCUUCUUUCUCGGCUGCGCCCUGCUGGCCGGGGCGCUCCAACACUGCCUGUGCCGCGUGCGGGCGCUCUGCGAGCAGAAGCGGCUGCUGAUCAGGCAGCAGGCGGGGACGCAGGUUCUGGAGGAGGAGGUGAGGAGGUUGGCUGCGGCGCUGGGAGGUGAGGAGGAGCAGGGAGGAAGGAGGGCGAGGAGGCGCUGGAGGAGGGCUGUGUGUGUGGUCCUGGCCGUCAGGAGGUGGUGUUCUCUGGCUAAAGGCACGGCGGUGAUGUUCUACUUGGAGGGAGGCGGCGGUGCUUCAGUCUGUGUCUGCGCACAUGAAGACAGCAGGCUGAGCGCGGGCAGAGCUGGUGGACGUGACGGCCUCUGUGCCCGCUGGCUUCACUCCAAGCUGCUGGCCUCCACCAUCCUCACCUCCAUGUGUGACCUGCAGGGGGCGCUGGCGCACACAGGUAGACCGGCACCCUUCACUAAAACAGACUCGGCUUUUCUGCACGUCCUUUAUCACCUCGGCCUCUUUUCAGGCCUGUCGCCUGUCGAUGUGACGUCAGCAGCUUGUUCAGGUUUGUCUCGACUCCUGGACAAACUGUUUGGUCGAGCAGAUGAAGCGUCAGGCAGAAUGAAGGAGGACACGCUGAGACUGAAGUCAUCACAGGCCAACAUGAAGGCCCUGGUCUCACGCCUCCAGCAGCACUUCCUCCUCUUCAGCCAAAGGCUGCACUCAGCAGAGGUGGAGCGACGGAGUCUGAGGCUGGAGGCGUCCGAGCUGAAGAAGGAGCUGAGGCUGGAGAGGAAGGAGAGGAGAGAGAGGAGAGAGAGGAUGCAGAGGACGGUGAGAAACGAGAGGAGGGUCCCAGCCGACCGCUUCUACACCGUGUGUGAGGAGCUUCAUCAGGCUCUGAGCAGAGAGCAGGAGGCUCAGGCGCUGAUCCAGCAACAGACAAACCAGCUGCAAACGCUGCUGCAGCGCGUGGACUCACACAGCUCAGCUCAGACCAACACACAGAACACACUGAGCCGGACCACAGAGGCUCUGUCAGAGGCUCAACGGGAGGUGAAGCGUAAGGAGCGCUCGCUGAGGAUUCUGGGUAAACACCUGUCAGGGGCUCAGGACGAGAAGAAGCAGCUGGAGGCGAAACUACAGCAAAAUGAGGACCAACUGAGAGACGCCUCCAGACGUAGGGACCGUCUGAUCAGCUUCAUGAAGGCUGCAGAAACGAGCUGCCAGGAGGUCAGGGACCGACUCGUCCAAUCAGAGCGCUCGCUGUGGGAUCUGCCCCGCCCUCUGCCUCUGGACGUCAGUGGAGCAGAGCUCCUUCCUGGAUCUCUGGAGGCGGCGGCGUGCCAGAGUCUUCACUCCGUCAUCUCUCAGCUCUUUCACACCUGCAGCUCCAGGAUGGAGCGUUUGGAGCAGGAGGUCUCCGCCCACCGCAGUCAUGUGACUGCUCUACGCAGCGAGCUGCAGGACGCCUGUCUCCAUGACAACCAGGCCUUUGUUCCUGUGGAGUUAGUCGACAUGGAAACGCUUCCAUCCGCUCCAUCCUCUGACUUGUCAGUCAGUUUAAACACAGCUGCCUGUAAACCAAGCUCCGCCCACUCAAAGACCAGCCCCACCCACUUCUCACCUCAAAUCAGGCCAAGAAAACUAUGAAGAAGAGCAGAGGAGGAAGGAGGUGACGGAAAGACCUCCUGUUGUAGCAUGAACGACACAAUGAUGUGAAGUUGUUGUCAUAGCAACCGUCCCAUUCUGUGAAAUAAAAAGCAGCUUGUAUGAGAAUAGU